Molecule: messenger RNA, 369 nt
Organism: Botrytis fragariae
Lineage: Eukaryota; Fungi; Ascomycota; Leotiomycetes; Helotiales; Sclerotiniaceae
Exons: 2
Coding region: 1-369 (122 amino acids)
Source: RefSeq, a predicted model, not a curated record
AUGCAUUCCAAAACUCUAGUCUUGACAUCCCUCUUCCUUAGCCUCGCCGCCACCGCCGCCCUCCCAACCACUGCAAUAAUUUCAGAAAGUCAACUCAAUCUCUGGAACGACUCUGCAUGUUCCGUUCCUUAUGAAGAGAUAACUCUACCCACAGACGGAACAUGCACUAACCUUCCUUUACCUGGCGCACAAUCAGUUUCUGCAGCUAUUACUGUUCCUGGAUGCAUUUCUACUAUUUAUGGAUUUACUUCUUUUGAUUGUGGGGGUGAUAGUAUUGUGGUUAGUAGUCCGAUAUGGACGGGGUGUCUGUUUGAGGGGAAUCAUUGGUUUUUGUCUUUCAGGGUUGAGAUCAGUUGUACUGUUGAGUAA